Messenger RNA from Pan troglodytes (chimpanzee), 3099 nucleotides. RefSeq names its product WD repeat and SOCS box containing 2 (gene WSB2). Gene Ontology annotation, biological process: intracellular signal transduction; protein polyubiquitination. Lineage: Eukaryota; Metazoa; Chordata; Mammalia; Primates; Hominidae. Gene Ontology annotation, molecular function: protein binding. The coding region runs from base 1224 to 1808 and encodes 194 amino acids. The transcript has 9 exons. The record is from RefSeq and is a predicted model, not a curated record.
UGGCCGCCACCCUGACUCCCGCCGGCGACAGGAUCGGGAAGAUCGGGCUUCUGCGGGAGGAGAUCCCCCGACCGGGACAGAGGGGGCUCCCGGGUGGGACUCGGGGCGGGGGGCACCAAGCCCUAAAACGGAGAUCCCCAAGGGGGUGGGUGCCCCUGGGUACCCAGGUGCCAGGGGACGCACUUGCAUGUCUGGAUGGGAGUCACCUCUGUCCCUCACAAGCUGUGUGAUCGUGACAGUGGACAAGCCACUGAACCACCGCCACCCACGUCUCAGUUUUGAUCUGCAAAAUGGGAUAAUUCUAGUACCUUCCUCGGAGGGUGGUUGGGACCCGGUAAAAAUGGGGUCUGGGGUCUGGGUUCCCUAUUGAAACAAUCUAUUCCCAGCCUCUCCCACUGGAGAUUAAUUCAGUGGAGGUGGGGCGGGACUGGAGACGCUGAUCCCUGGUGACAUGUAUGAUCAGGCAAAUUUAGGAUACACUGAUGGGUGGGGACCUUGCCUCUGUUCUUGUUAACUGCCAUCCCCAGCAGAAGACAGCGUGGAAGUCAGAGGAUAUUGGAUAUACCUCAAGCCAGCCCAGAUGAACAUAAAAUCUCGGUGGGAAAGAGGAACCGCUGCUGCUGGCCGAACUCAAGCCCGGGCGCCCCCACCAGUUUGACUGGAAGUCCAGCUGUGAAACCUGGAGCGUCGCCUUCUCCCCAGAUGGCUCCUGGUUUGCUUGGUCUCAAGGACACUGCAUCGUCAAACUGAUCCCCUGGCCGUUGGAGGAGCAGUUCAUCCCUAAAGGGUUUGAAGCCAAAAGCCGAAGUAGCAAAAAUGAGACGAAAGGGCGGGGCAGCCCAAAAGAGAAGACGCUGGACUGUGGUCAGAUUGUCUGGGGGCUGGCCUUCAGCCCGUGGCCUUCCCCACCCAGCAGGAAGCUCUGGGCACGCCACCACCCCCAAGUGCCCGAUGUCUCUUGCCUGGUUCUUGCUACGGGACUCAACGAUGGGCAGAUCAAGAUCUGGGAGGUGCAGACAGGGCUCCUGCUUUUGAAUCUUUCCGGCCACCAAGAUGUCGUGAGAGAUCUGAGCUUCACACCCAGUGGCAGUUUGAUUUUGGUCUCCGCGUCACGGGAUAAGACUCUUCGCAUCUGGGACCUGAAUAAACACGGUAAACAGAUUCAAGUGUUAUCGGGCCACCUGCAGUGGGUUUACUGCUGUUCCAUCUCCCCAGACUGCAGCAUGCUGUGCUCUGCAGCUGGAGAGAAGUCGGUCUUUCUAUGGAGCAUGAGGUCCUACACGUUAAUUCGGAAGCUAGAGGGCCAUCAAAGCAGUGUUGUCUCUUGUGACUUCUCCCCCGACUCUGCCCUGCUUGUCACGGCUUCUUACGAUACCAAUGUGAUUAUGUGGGACCCCUACACCGGCGAAAGGCUGAGGUCACUCCACCACACCCAGGUUGACCCCGCCAUGGAUGACAGUGACGUCCACAUUAGCUCACUGAGAUCUGUGUGCUUCUCUCCGGAAGGCUUGUACCUUGCCACGGUGGCAGAUGACAGACUCCUCAGGAUCUGGGCCCUGGAACUGAAAACUCCCAUUGCAUUUGCUCCUAUGACCAAUGGGCUUUGCUGCACAUUUUUUCCACAUGGUGGAGUCAUUGCCACAGGGACAAGAGAUGGCCACGUCCAGUUCUGGACAGCUCCUAGGGUCCUGUCCUCACUGAAGCACUUAUGCCGGAAAGCCCUUCGAAGUUUCCUAACAACUUACCAAGUCCUAGCACUGCCAAUCCCCAAGAAAAUGAAAGAGUUCCUCACAUACAGGACUUUUUAAGCAACACCACAUCUUGUGCUUCUUUGUAGCAGGGUAAAUCGUCCUGUCAAAGGGAGUUGCUGGAAUAAUGGGCCAAACAUCUGGUCUUGCAUUGAAAUAAUAGCAUUUCUUUGGGAUUGUGAAUAGAAUGUAGCAAAACCAGAUUCCAGUGUACUAGUCAUGGAUCUUUCUCUCCCUGGCAUGUGAAAGUCAGUCUUAGAGGAAGAGAUUCCACUUGCACGGCAACAGAGCCUUACGUUAAAUCUUCAGUCCAGUUAUGAACAGCAAGUGUUGAACUCUUUCUGCUCGUGUUGAUUCAAAGUGCAGUUACUGAUGUUGUUUUGAUUAUGCAACUAAGUAGGCCUCCAGAGCCUCUCUAGUGGCAGAGCAGCUCACACUCCCUCCGCUGGGAAGGAUGGCUUCUGCCUAGUACCUAUCCUUGUGUUUCUGAUGCAGUGGUAGCAUUGGUUCAAGUUCUCUCCUGCUGCGGUCAGAGUUGCUUCGAUGUUGGCCAAGUGCUUUUCUUCUUGGGCUCCCUUCUGACCUGCAGGACAGUUUUCCUGGAGCCAUUUGGUAUGAGGUAUUAAUUUAGCUUAACUAAAUUACAGGGGACUCGGAGGCCGUGCUCCUGACCGAUCCAGACACUAUUACUGGCUUUUUUUUUUUUUUAACAAUGGUGUGCAUGUGCAGGAAAUGACAAAUUUGUAUGUCAGAUUAUACAAGGAUGUAUUCUUAAACCGCAUGACUAUUCAGAUGGCUACUGAGUUAUCAGUGGCCAUUUAUUAGCAUCAUAUUUAUUUGUAUUUUCUCAACAGAUGUUAAGGUACAACUGUGUUUUUCUCGAUUAUCUAAAAACCAUAGUACUUAAAUUGAACAGUUGCAAAGAUGUCUUAAUUGUGUAAAGAAUUGGUGUAGUCAUGACUUUAGCUGAUACUCUUAUGUACGAGAUCUGUCUCUGCUGUUUAACUUCAUUGGAUUAAUCAGCUGGUUUCAACUCUACUGCGAAACAAAAAUAGCUCCUUAAAAGUACUGUUCUCCUUCAGUGGCAUGUAGUUAUCUAAUCAAGACACCUCAUUCAAACAAAACCUGCCUUAGGAAAAUUUAAUAUAUUUUAAAUUAUUUUAAAAGAAAUACAACAUCUUAUUCUUUAGCUUUCUUAAUCGGUGCUUUAUGGAGGCCAGUGUAACGUUACAUGACUCGUUGAGAAAGUUGAGGAAUUUCCUCUACCACCUUUGUUGCUUGAAGAAAAACAUGUCUUUUCAAAAUGAGAGGCUUUCAUUGAAGAAAAGAAAAAAAAAAACAGUUAAAAGCU